Molecule: messenger RNA, 440 nt
Organism: Aspergillus uvarum CBS 121591
Lineage: Eukaryota; Fungi; Ascomycota; Eurotiomycetes; Eurotiales; Aspergillaceae
Exons: 2
Coding region: 42-440 (132 amino acids)
Source: RefSeq, a predicted model, not a curated record
CUACACUGGAACGUCUCAACUCUGACACCAACCUAAGCAAAAUGCAUUCCCUCCUCGUCCCUCAAAUUCCCAUCGACGCUCCAUCUCCAUCCGAACUCCUCCAACUACCCACCGGCGAAAACGGCUACCACUGGAUCCUCUCCGAUGCAGAGAGAAACCAUAUCGCCAAGAUGCUCGAUGUGGAGGACAAAUCCCUCCUCACCCUGCGCGGUAGCCGGAUGAUGCGGGAGCGCGCAACCUGCUCCGGCUGCGGCAAGCACUCCGGGCUCGAUGACCUCGUCCACAACGCUCUGUAUGCCGGCAUCCACGGCAAGGCGUUCAUGUUAGACGUGCUGGUGCACGGACCCAAGGCCGGUAGUCCUGGGCAUGAGAUCACUUGCUCUGGCUGUGGGUCUGUCCAUGAUGGGCGCUUUUAUUGGAUUCCGAGUCUUCCCUGGUGA